Molecule: messenger RNA, 2879 nt
Organism: Pseudogymnoascus verrucosus
Lineage: Eukaryota; Fungi; Ascomycota; Leotiomycetes; Thelebolales; Thelebolaceae
Product: G2-specific serine/threonine protein kinase
Exons: 2
Coding region: 1-2682 (893 amino acids)
Biological process (GO): protein phosphorylation
Molecular function (GO): protein kinase activity; ATP binding
Source: RefSeq, a predicted model, not a curated record
AUGGCCCUAUGGCUACACUCGAAAUGGGGGACCACUCCGGUAAACUCAAGGAACUACUUGGCAAUCAGGGAUCGCGAAAUCAGCGCCUUCAGAUGGAACCAAGUCGGGAAUCCCCCAGAUAGCUUAUACAGAGAUUCAGCGCAGAGUCAGAUCCACCAGGCUGACCCGCGCGCUAACGACUGGCUAUUUAGCUCGGAUCGGUGGAACAAGAGCUUCCCGGAGGGAUGGGAGCCUGUCAGUGUCCUAGGGGCUGGCGGCUUCGGGAUUGCUGGCCACUGGCGGUAUGUGGCAGCGGGUCCACAUAAAAUAGGAGAUGUGGAGAGGGAGAUUCGCGAUAUCGUUGUCAAGCAGGCGAGCGCGGUGCUUAAUAAAGGUUUGAUCAGCGAGGCAUUCAUCAUGGAAAUGCUGACCAGGACGGGGUCGAGACACUUCCCGAAAAUCUAUGGCCGCGUUCACCGCGAUGUCGGGCUGCAGGAUCGGGUAGCGGUUGAUCAGAAGAGGAGGGAGGUGCAUCGCAUAUUCAUGGAGUACUGCGAGUAUGGUAGCCUUGCCAAACACAUCAACGAUAGCUCUUACAGGGGUGACCUCACCGACGAGCCUAUGCUGUGGUCGUGGUUCCACUGUUUAUCCAAAGCGGUCAUGGUUAUGGAGCGUGGGCAUGAGGAGGACUCGGAAUCCCGGUUUUCGCGUAGGGAGCCCUGGGGGAACGAGCAUGAGGUUGUGCACUUCGAUCUCAAACCCGACAACGCCCUGGUUUCGGUGACUGAUGGUUAUGAACACGUCGGUGCUAGGCGGGUUGUGAUCUCAGACUUUGGGCUCUCCCAGGUUCUCCCCAACGAACGGAACGGGCCCCACAAAGAUCACGAUAAAAACUUGGAUGAGUAUGAAGACGUCGGAACUGUUAUUUAUAGGGCGCCGGAACAACUACGAAGGAUUCCACGUCCCAAACGACGACUCGGAGCAUGCACGAAUAUUUUUCAGGUUGGGGUCAUAAUGUUUUGCCUCAUAAUGCAAACUCAUAGUUUCCCUUAUAUUGAUCCUCCUACCCGGACGCGCCUCACAAGACGACAUAGGCAUAGAACUAUGGGAGGAGAAGAUCUGGAAAUGGAAAUCAGACUUAGCAGAGUUUUGCGAGGCCUCGUCGCCGAAUGUCUACACUUUGACCCGGCCUUCCGACCCACCUCCGUGGAAUUGGUCAGGAGGACACGAGCGGGCCUCAAAAACUUCAACCCCUGGGGAGCCACAUCUUCGAAAAUAUAUGGAACGCUCAAACCCGUCGACACUUUGAUGCUCGAUGGAUGGUUUGGAAAGUUCCCGAGUACCGUAUGGCCUAAGCGGAUCCCUGAAAUGGAAGAGGUUGUGAACCUGCGCCGCCGGCAGCGGCAUCAGGUCGAUCUCGCGAUUAAUUACGAUCCACAGAAUCCUGCCACGGCCAAUAACCAGGGGGGUAACCUUCCUGGUGGCCCCGCCACAGGACAGAAUCCCCCUCCACCCGGUAACCAGGGGCCGGUUAACCCUCCUGGUGGCCCGGCGGCGGGCCAGAAUCCACCCACGAACAAUAAUCAGCCCGGGGCGCCUCCUGCAGCGGGGCCCGGUGGCACGGCUCAAGCGCAGCCGCCUGUGAGGAGAACCGAGCCCGUCGUACGCCACAAACCAUGGCCAGGGGACAAGUUCACGCAGCCCGCUGAUAUCCUCGAUGGGAAGGGUCCCAGAAAAUCCAAACCGCCGCCUGGCCGUAGCGCACCCUCAAAACAGCCAGACUGGGGUAAGGUAGUGAAGAACAUCAAAUGCCCUCCAGCGGCCAAUAUUCCACGGUCGCCAAAACGGCCCACUCAGGGGCCGGAGCCGGAACCCAAGAGGUCGCGGCGGAGCGAGCCGGUGCCUAUCCGCCAAAUCGACAUGAUGAACAGUUGGCUCCACGACAUCAAUCUCAAUCGCCCAGCCGCGCCGGUCCCCCAGCUGCCAACAGAACCAGAGCAGACCUUCCUAAUUCCCGUGCGGAUCUGGCCUGGGCCACUACCAAACCCCGCCGACGAGGCCGUGGCCCAGAUGCGCACCUUCGUCAUCCCCAUGAGCGCCACCCUCAAAGAUCUGCUGCGUGUCAUGAUGAAAGACAGGAGCAGCGGCGUCGCGCUCGCUGUGCGUUGCAGGUUUGCCAGGCCCGGGACGCCGCAGGAACUGCCCUCAAGUACGCGGCUCGCGGACCUGGGAUAUGGACCGGCGCCGCGCGUGCGCAGUGCGCAUCUCGAGUGUUUCCGCAAAAUGGCUACGCCGACGUUUCUGCCUGGGGGGCUCCCGAGGUCGUUCCCGCUGACUAUAUGCAUCCAGCCGACCAACGGGGUGAACGGUAGAAUGGGCAUGUUGUCAUUGAAAGUCGGGUAUCAAAUGACGAUAUUGACGCUGAAGAAGGCGGUCAUCGACAGCGAUAUGCGGCCAGACUUUAGGGUUCCGUCACAACUGAUGUUUCACUAUGGGGGGGACGAUCCACAGGCGCGGGACUUUCCGGAUUAUAGGACUAUUAAGUCGUUUUUCGAGGGGCAGGGAGAGGCGGAGAAUAUCCAUGCGAAGAUUUGGUGUAGUUUAAGACCCGUGGGGCUGGGGGGAAGUGGCAGUGGGAGGCCACCGCCGUUUGAAAGGGUUUAUACGCCGCCGCGGUACAGGACCAAUAGGAGAUUCUUAUAAUGGUGAGGGCGUGUGGCGGAUGCACAUUAGGGAUGCUAUUUCUCAACUAGGGCGGUGGGUGGAAGGACGGUGUUCUGGGUUUCAAGUUAUAUUGCUUUGUCUAUUUACCAAGCGUAGUUUGAACUGUCCUUCAGCAAAUCAGCAAUUGUCGCUACUACAAUUCUGCCUGCUUUUUUCUGUGCAUUUCACUUUCAAAC